CUGUUGCGUUUUGUUUACGGCGGCAUUUUCUUUAUUUCACAAGAAUUAGUUGAAUUAACUAAAAAUAGGCACGUCCGAGACCAUGGACGCCAAGAAAAUAUCCUUUGGCUUCAGCAAGGUGGCCAAAAAACCCAAUAUCCUGCCCAGCAAGCAGCCAAAGGAUGAAAACAAAGUGGAGCUCAUCAAGUGUUUGGAGGGCAAGGAAAUCAAGCUUGUAGCGGAGAGAGUGGAGGCCGCUCCGCUGAUCAUCGAGAUGCAGGGCAGCCAGAAGACCUCUGCCGCUCUGGCCAGCUUGAUGAAACGACGGGCAGUGCUGCUGGGCGAAGAGGAGCCGGAUCCGGAGGAGGUGACCCCUGCGGCUCAGUCCGUUGCCGAGGUCACAGCUGGUCCGGCUGCUGCAGAAAACCUGGAACAGCGAGCUGCUCGAGAACUGCUUGCGGCUAGCCAAAAUAAUGGAGAUAACUUGACCGCGGAAAAACUAGUGUUGCCGGCGGUGAAGGCCGACGAACUACCUCUCGAUGGCGCCAAGGAGGCCACGCUGGACGACUACGACAACAUACCCAUCCAGCAGUUCGGUCUGGCCAUGCUGCGCGGCAUGGGUUGGGUGGAUCCGCCGCCUAAGAAGAAGGGUUCCGGACCCAUCGACGACGCCCCCUUCUUGCGGCCAAAGGGCAUGGGUUUGGGAGCUGACAAGGCACUCAAGCCCAAAGCUCUGCUGGUACAGCCGGAAAAGAAUGAGCUUCUGGAGAUCAAGAAGCAGGCGUUCGUCCGAAUCCUCGGCGGCAAACAGAAGGAUCAGUACGGACAAAUCGAAGGCUUCGACGACCAUGCAGGGCGAGUCAUCGUCAAGAUGGCCAUUGGGGGAGCUAAAGAGGCGUUCAACGAGUUCCUCUGUCAGCCAGUGUCUCGAAAAGAGUACGCGCAGUACGGCAAAUGCAUAAACACCGCCAAGUACGAAGAGUUCAAGAAGCAGGAGAACGAGCAUGGCCAGAUAAUUUUAAAGCAAGAGAAACCAACAGAGAGAAGGGACCGAGAUCGCAGGGAGGACGAUAAAUCACAACGGGAUGAGCGCAAAGAGCAGAGACAUUACAAGGACGAAGAUCGCAGGAGGUACAAAGAGGAAGAUCGAAAGUCGUACAAGGAUGAGGACAGGAAAUCGUACAAGGAUGAGGACAGGAAAUCUUACAAGGAUGAAGAACGGAAAUCAUACAAGGAUGAGGACAGGAAAUCAUACAAGGAUGAGGACAGAAAAUACAAGGAUGAGGAUAGGAAAUCGUACAAUGAUGGGAGGAAACCCUACAGGGAAGACGAUAGGAGAGCAUACAAAGAAGAGGAUCGAAAGGAAUACAAAACAGAACGGACCUACAAAGAGGAAAGCAAAUUACACAAAAAUGAGGACCGAGACAGGAGAAACCACGGGCAGGACUCUCGCAGCAACAGCUCCUCCACAUCCAAGCGCGAGGAUCGUGAACGCAGACGUUCGCCAAGUCCCAAAACCAGCAGGCGGCCCAAAAGCAGCUCAGACGAGGCAGACGACACUGGAGAGUCAACGGAAAGCGACUCCGACUCGGCCUACGAGCGCAGAAAACACAAAAAGUCAUCUAGCCGCAAGUCCAGGAAGCACUCCAAGAAGUCCAAGCACAGAACGAGGAAAGCGGACAACGACUCAAGUGCGGACAGCGAUGGAAGCUCCCAUGAAGACCACCGACGCCACCCCAGCAAGUACAAAAAGAAGACUAAGAAGAGCAAGCACGCCAGGUCCCGGACUCGCUCAAGAUCACGGGGAAGAGGCAGAUAAAGAGUUGAAAUCUUUAUUUAAACAUAGUUUCUCUAGACGUUUAAGUUCUUUUGUAUCUUACGGGAUUAUCAUAUAUUUCAAUUAACUCACAAAUUAAUCACAAA
Drosophila kikkawai is the source of this 1902-nucleotide messenger RNA. Its product is annotated as G-patch domain and KOW motifs-containing protein. The record is from RefSeq and is a predicted model, not a curated record. NCBI's taxonomy places the organism in Eukaryota, Metazoa, Arthropoda, Insecta, Diptera, Drosophilidae. Gene Ontology annotation, cellular component: spliceosomal complex. Gene Ontology annotation, biological process: mRNA splicing, via spliceosome.